Molecule: messenger RNA, 9656 nt
Organism: Globicephala melas (long-finned pilot whale)
Lineage: Eukaryota; Metazoa; Chordata; Mammalia; Artiodactyla; Delphinidae
Gene: PRMT7
Product: protein arginine methyltransferase 7
Biological process (GO): peptidyl-arginine methylation
Molecular function (GO): protein-arginine omega-N monomethyltransferase activity
Source: RefSeq, a predicted model, not a curated record
AUGCUAAAACUGAGGAGCUAAUUGGCACCAUGAAAGUCUUCUGUGGGCGGGCCAACCCAACCACGGGAUCUGUGGAGUGGCUGGAGGAGGAUGAGCAUUAUGAUUACCACCAGGAGAUCGCAAGGGGACGCGGGUUCGUGCCCCGGUCCGGGAAGAUCCCACAUGCCGCGGAGCGGCUGGGCCCAUGAGCCACAGCUGCUGAGCCUGCACGUCCGGAGCCUAUGCUCUGCAACGGAAGAGGCCACAGCAGUGAGAGGCCCGCGUACCGCAAAAAAAAAAAAAAAAAAAAAAAGGUGGAGAAAAGUAGAAAGGACCAGAUUUCAACUAAACACUCGCAGGUCAUCCUAUGCUGAUAUGCUGCAUGACAAAGACAGGAAUAUGAAAUAUUACCAAGGUAUCCGGGCUGCUGUGAGCAGGGUGAAGGACAAAGGACAGACGGCCUUGGUUCUUGACAUUGGCACUGGCACAGGACUCUUGUCAAUGAUGGCUGUCACGGCUGGUGCUGACUUCUGCUAUGCCAUUGAGGUUUUCAAACCUAUGGCUGAUGCUGCUGUAAAGAUUGUGGAGAAAAAUGGCUUCAGUGAUAAGAUUAAGAUUAUCAACAAGCAUUCCACUGAGGUGACCAUAGGGCCAGAUGGUGACAUGCCAUGCCGUGCCAACAUCCUGAUCACGGAGCUGUUUGACACGGAACUGAUUGGGGAGGGAGCACUGCCCUCCUAUGAACACGCACACAGGCAUCUCGUGCAGAAAAAUUGUGAGGCAGUGCCUCACAGAGCAACCGUCUACGCACAGCUGGUGGAGUCCAGGAGGAUGUGGUCAUGGAACAAGCUGUUUCCCAUCCGUGUUCAGACCAGCCUUGGAGAGCAAGUCAUUGUCCCCCCCUUGGAACUGGAGAGGUGUCCUGGCGCGCCCUCUGUCUAUGACAUUCAGCUGAACCAGGUGUCUCCCACUGACUUCACUGUCCUCAGCAACGUGCUGCCUAUGUUCAGUGUGGACUUCAGCAAGCAAGUCAGUAGCUCAACAGCCUCCCAUAGCAGGCAGUUUGAACCUCUGGCAUCUGGCCAAGCUCAGGUGGUUCUCUCCUGGUGGGAUAUUGAAAUGGACCCUGAGGGGAAGAUCAAGUGCACCACGGCCCCCUUCUGGGCACACUUGGAUCCAGAGGAACUCCAGUGGCGGGACCACUGGAUGCAGUGUGUGUACUUCCUGCCAGAAGAGGAGCCUGUUGUCCAGGGCUCAGCCCUCUGCCUGGUAGCCCACCAUGACGACUACUGUGUGUGGUACAGCCUCCAGAGGACCAGCCCCGAAAAGGAUGGGAGAGCCCACCCAGCACGCCCUGUGUGUGACUGCCAGGCUCACCUGCUCUGGAACCGGCCUCGGUUUGGAGAGAUCAAUGAUCAGAACAGAACUGAUCAAUACGUCCAGGCCCUGAGGACGGUGCUUAAGCCGGACAGUGUCUGCCUGUGCAUCAGUGACGGCAGUCUGCUCUCCAUACUGGCCCAUCACCUUGGGGCAGAGCAGGUAUUUACGAUAGAGAAUUCAGCAGCUUCUCAUAGACUGAUGAAAAAAAUCUUCAAGGCUAACCACUUGGAAGAUAAAAUUAAUAUAAUAGAGAAACGGCCUGAAUUAUUAACACCUGCAGACUUGGAGGGUAAAAAGGUUUCUCUCCUCCUGGGUGAGCCGUUCUUCACCACCAGCCUGCUUCCGUGGCACAACCUGUACUUCUGGUAUGUACGGACUGCUGUGGACAGGCACCUGGCGCCUGGCGCUGUGGUGAUGCCCCAGGCUGCCUCGCUGCACAUGAUGGUCGUGGAGUUCAGGGACCUGUGGAGGAUCCGGAGCCCCUGUGGUGACUGUGAAGGCUUCAGUGUGCACAUCAUGGAUGAUAUGAUUAAGCACGCCCUCGACUUCAGGGAGAGCAAGGAGGCCGAGCCCCACCCACUGUGGGAGUACCCGUGCCGCAGCCGCUCCGAGCCCCAGCAGAUCCUGACCUUUGAUUUUCGGCAGCCGGUCCCCCUGCAGCCUGUCUGUGCUGAGGGUGCCAUCGAGCUGAAGAGGUCUGGGAGGAGCCACGGAGCCGUCCUGUGGAUGGAAUACCACCUGACCCCGGACAGCACGGUCAGCACCGGCCUCCUGAAGCCUGCGGAGGACAAGGGGUACUGUUGCUGGAACCCCCACUGCAAGCAGGCUGUGUACUUCUUCAACACCACACUAGACCCCAGAGUGCCACCAGGUGGCCCCCAGACCAUCACCUACACCGUGGAGUUCAACCCCCACACUGGAGAUGUCACUGUGGAUUUCACGCUCUCAGAUGCCCUGGACCGUGGGUGCUGACCCUCACUUGUUGAGAAAUAAAGUGGCUGAGGGUGCCAGGCUCUGAAUGGUGUGGCUUUCUGUGAAGGAAGGUGAAGGUGCCUCUCCUUUCAGGGCCCGGCUCGGCCUCUGGGCUUGGAGGAGACCUCUUCCCUUUUUGUGUUUUUGCUCUGUGGCUCCUUGCUCCAGAUAUGGUGGGAAGCGGGGAUGGCUUUGGAGCUGAGGAGGGGCCAAGGAGCCCACCCUGCAGUGGUUAUGAAGUGCUCAGAAAGCUCCAAGGCUACAGCGUCCCUCCUACCCAACCAGGGAGUGGAGCCAGAGUUGACUGGGCUGGGCAGCUUGGGCUGCUCUUGGCUAUGCAGUGCUGGGGUGGGCAUGCUGCUCUCGUGGGAGCUGGCCUAGCCUGGCCUGCACUGGGGACCUUUGAGUCCCACCUGCCUGCUUCAGCUAGGAGGGGCUUCUGGGGGCAGAGUCGCAGACUUAUGGCUGGGCCCCAGGCCUUGAAGACCCUGGCAGGGCCAGGCCAAAGACCGAGUUCAGACCCUUUCACUUGCUAAGUAGUGGCACCAGUCCACAUUUGUAAGGGUCUGGCCUCCAUGUGCAGCACCAGCAGGUGACCAAGACCAGCACCUAGACACCAGGCUGCUUUUCAGAGGAUAGGGAGGAGGCUGUCCCAAAGCAGUUCCUCAGAGGCAGACCCAGGAAACCAGCCAUCAGAAGGGAGCCAGGAGGUACGGCCCUUUCCCGUGUGCCCCUCUUUUAGCAGAAGGACCUCGUCCCCUAGAAGUCUGGGGCGGAUGGGUAUGAGUGCAGUCACCCCGACGUUGCCUUGCCAGAGAAGGUCAGAGAGCCCCAAGGAGGCCCUAGCCUUGUUUCUUCCCACACUCAAGGUGCCCUUCUGCUGUUUACUCCCAGUUCCAGAGGGAGUAAGAGAACCCAAGGGGCCUGAUUUCCUGGUGGUUCAGGGCAGACUCAGGCUGUGCCCAUCCUGUGGGGAGAGGCAGGAAAGGCAGGCCCCCCACAGUGGCCUCCCCACAGCCCCGCUUGGCCGCCUAGCCCCUUGGAGUCAGAGCAGGGCCCAGCCUAGCUUUUCACUUAAAUGAGUGGAGAACACCAGCCUUGAGCCUCACAGUUUUAUUUUUUCCUCAUUAUCCAUCCUUUCAGCACCAGUAAAGGAAAAAAAAAACACCUCUCUUUUCAAAAUAUUUUAUCAGGUGUAAAGAUUGUUUUUCUUCUAGGGAAGAAUCGUCUGGAUAUAUAUUUGAUAAUGUUCUUACCAAAACCUCAGGUGUGCUUACCAUAUAAAACCCCUAAUGUCCCAUGAGGAUACAAUACAGAAAAAAAUACAGAAAUUAAAAAAGUCUUUUUUUCUUUUUUAAAACAGUAUUUCUAAAUCUCAGCAAGUUAAUACAAUAGUUAAAAAGCAUCAAGAUUAAUAUCCAUACUUAAAACUCAAGGUGGUCUGGACAAAUGAAAUGACCGUUUUCUUCCAAAGUUGACCCCUGCCUCCUGCCUUCUCUGGAGGAGGCUGGGCCCGGGGCAGGUGCAGGGCCUUGGGGAUUUGGGUGACCCCUGGUCCAUCCUUCCCAGGCCUAGAUGCCACAGAAACAUCUGAGAUAUUUCUUUUCUUUCUUUUUUAAAAAUCGGAAUGGAAAAGUCUGGCUUGUACAUAGACCCGGGGGUGCACAGGCUUGAUGAAACUCGUGGCUGGGUGAUGGCGGCCUCAGUGCUGAUGCCCUGCCAGAGGGCAGUGCGAGGGGAGAGGGGAGCCAGGCCAGCUCUGCUCUGGACACUAGGCAGGCUGGGCAGAGGUGACCUUGUUAGGACAGGAAAUGACUGAGGCACAGGGAGGUAUGACUUGCCUAAGGCCGCCCUGUGAGUAGGGAGAGAAGCAUGGCCCCCUGUGCCUUGGCUCCUCCCCAGCUGCCCUGGGAGGCAGGCGGCCCCUCUGAAGGAUGAAAGCUGUGCUGGAGUCGCUCUGCUUCAGGAGCCCUGGCCCUGCUUCCGCUGCUGUCCUGGGUACACAGCUGACCCGCAGCCUAGGGGCCUCGGCUCAGGCCCAGACAUCUAGGCAUCACAUCUGCCCCGUUGAGCUCCACCUGUGAGCAGAUUCCUGGCUGCUCCUGGGAUUGGAGACCUCUGAUCCAGUGAAGCCUAGCCAGGGCCUCAAGAGCCACAGCCUUGGAGGAGGGGUGCAGCAGAGAGCCCAAGGAGGACUACACCCUAGACGGUGAGCAGCCCCUCCUGGCUUGACUUGGGGGGUGGGACUGGGGGCCUGGCCAGGGAAGUGCUCCAAGCAGUGAGGCCCUCAGCUCAGCUGCUGCCCCAGCCAGGGGCAUUCAGACCAACCAGUGCCACUGUGAGUGUGGCUCUCAGGAGUGUCUUACUCCAGCGCAGGCCUGGCCUCUGGCCUUGGCCCCCUCUUGGUCCCUCUUGCAGCUCAGUGGGUGACAAGGCACAGCAUCAGCUUAUUGGCACCAGGAGGCUCCUGGCAGCAUGGUCCUGGUGUGUCCCCAGCCUCGUUGGGCAGAACUGGCCUCGAGCCAGGCGGGCACAUGGGUUGGGGCGCUGUGAAGAGGGGAGACCAUUGGGAGUUGUCAGUAACAGCUCCCAGAGUCGAAGGGGCCUCGCACCUGGAAGCAGACAAAACCCUCCCUGCGUGACUCUGGGGGGCGUCCCCAGGUGAGUUUAAAAAGGCCAGUGGGCAGAGGCAGUGCUGCCGUGGGAUGAGGAGCUGUGGGCUUCACCUGCAGGCUCUGCCAUGCUGUGCGCGUGUGCCUGGGGCUGGCCCUGGUCACAUGGUGGCAGAGUGGAUGCCAGCCAGUAUCACUCCCUGCCUGGGGCGAGCAGUGGCCAUUGGCCUUGCCACCCCCGGCCUGCACGCUGGUGAGGGGACAGGCUGCUCUGUGCCUUGGCUUCCAGCCCCUUUGUCCAGGGCCCCCAGAUCAGGUUGCUGUUGAGGAUUGGCCUGGGAGGACAGAGCCGCAGCCCCACCCAGAGGCAGGUGGACGGUUCCUGAGCUCAGCCAGCACGUGGAUGGGGACAGUCCCCAGGAAAAGAUUGGUCCCAAACCAGAAGGGUGUCCGGAGGGGAGACAGGAUCAGGCAGAAAGAGGAUGUGUUGGUUUUGACAGAAGAGAAGCUACAAAUCUAUCAUUUUCAAAACCAGAAGUUCCCCUCCCCCCUAAUGCCGUGAGUUGCCCUUUUUCCUGUAAAAAAGUGAUGCUCUUUCCUUGGAUUCCCGUCUAUGGCUCCAUUGCCCAGAUUGGAGUCUCCAAGGGAGGCUCCAGGCUCUGCUGUGCCUGUCUUAGGAAAAGCAGCAUUCUCCCUCGUGGCUUGCAGACCCUUUAAAGUGAAGGGUUGUUUUUGUUCUUAACUUUUUUGAUUUUCUUUAAAAUGUAAUCGCCCUUGAAUGCAAGACCCUGGGGAAGAGCCCGGGCUCGCUGGUAACUGGACACAGCCCUCACGGUCCCUGCUCAUGAGCUGUCCAGGCUGGAGGUGGCGAGCCGGCGGCCGUGUGUCCAGGAAUGCUUCUUUGGCUGGUUCUGAUUGUGUUUGGAGUUUGGCCUUGGGUGAGGCCCAAGUGAGGGGUCUGUGGCUACAGCGUGGCACAUGGCAUGCGGGCAGCGUGCAUGCGAGGGUGCAGGCAUGCGAGACAACAUGGCAGCAGACAAAAAUAAUGAACCCUGGACGAAGCUUGAAAAGAGAUACAAAGAGUACAGAAACCCGGUUCUCAUACUAACCCACGGGUUACAAACUAGGUUGUGCUGUAGAUUUGUAGAAAAUAACAAUUUGAAAGAAUGGCACUGGUUGGGCAGCCAGGACUCCCAAGCCCGGCCUGACUCCUGUCCAUGGCGAGUGCCCAGAGGUGCUGGGCAGCGCUGGUUCCAGCUCACCCAGGACUGGCUGCAGCUCUCCCAGGCCCCUGCCCGCCUCCCCCAGCACGGGUGGUGCUCGCUGAGGGGACAUGGCCAGGGAGGGACUGCAGCUCAGAGGGCUGGUGGAGGCCCUGCUGCUCGUGAUGACUUGGCCCAUUUAUGCCUCCUCCUCCCCCGCAGAUACCAUCAGUCGCAUGGCCACCGGGAGGUGGUCUGUCAGGCCCGACAGCUGGGUGAUGAAACUGAAUUCUUCUACCUCCUGGGCGGGGGGAGGAGAAACAUCCCAGUUAGACCCAAAGGGCAUCCUGUAAAGGAGAGGCCUGGCCCAGACCUUCCUGAAGGCAGAGGGGUGGGAGGAUCCAUGGGCCCCAAAGGCCUCCUGGAUGGGCACGUCCCAUUUCCAGAGGAGAGCUCAGUGCUGCCAAGGGGUGCAGGGCUAGGGUCCCCUAUGCCCAGCCCAGCCCAGCCCAGACUCACGGCCUUCCAGUCUGGGCACAGCCCCUCCUCCCCGUGCAGCAUGUAGUCAAUGCGCCUGCCGUUGCCCUUCAGCAGCUCUUUGCGUCCCUUCUGGCCUCCCCCAGGGCUCUUGCUGCUGGGGAAGGCGAGGUACUCGCGACGACCUUCCUCGCUCUCCAGGACCCUGCUCACACAGAAGGCACAGGAAGGCAAGGUGAGCCCCGCCCCCGCUGCGGUCCAGGUCCUGAGUGUGGAGCCGCGUUCUGCCCGCAAGUCAGACCAAACCCCUGCAUUUAAGAUCUGUCUUCCCUGUGAGCCCCAAAAGGGACUGGGAUGGACAGAGACCGCACCUGAGUCUGAGUUCCUGACCGACCUGGGCCACUCCAGAAUCUGCCUGGGAGCGUCCCAUGUCCACCGUGGGCUGGCAGCACUCUCUUUCCCUUUCUGAACUAGAACGUUGGCACCACCCAGAGCCUGUGACCAAGCUGGGGACAGAACUGCCCAGCCCCUCUCCAGGAUGGUUUCUGCUCUGAGCUAAGAGUGUCCUGUUUUGGGGAACUUGAUCUUUGCAGUGAGCCUCAGGGACCUUCCUCUUCUGGAAGUCCCCAGGCCUCCCAUGACUCUUGUUUCAGGUCAGCAGGGGGCCAGGGGAGCCAGGAGACAACCAGACCCCAUCCCAGGACUGGACUGCUGUGUCGGUCAGUCCCUGAGUGGUUUUGCCAUCAAGCCUCUGAGCCUCCACUGUCCCUCCUAACACAAGAAUGAUGACUGUGGCCCCAGAACACUUUGGGGACCAGGUGUGUGAAGAAAGGAAUAAGGUAGGAUGCAGCUGUCGCCCCAUUUCUCAGUGGAAGGAAACUGAUAGGGAUGCGUAUGUGUUGGUCAAGGAUCUACAGGGAGGGCAGGGCGCUCAGGUGGAAUGUUACGCCCUGAGUCUGGGUCUUCUGACUCCUUGACUGCCAUCUGCUUCCUGCCAGGUUUCCUCCAGAGCCUGAAAAUCGGUGGUAAGGAGCCUUCAAGGAACACCCCAUCUCAGAGGGCAGAUGCAGGCCAAUGUUGGGAGUGAGAGGUGCAGCCACUGAGAGACACUACACAGGCCUGCCUGCCCGGCUAACGCCUGGACAAAUGGACAGGGCACCUGGACAGGCACAGCCAGCAAACAUGGAUUUCUGCAGGGUCUUUAUCAGCCUUGAGAUAAAUAACACUAAUGACAUGCAGAACGUAGUCAUAUCUCAGAAAUAUAAUCCAUUACUGUCCUUUGCCUUUGAUAAUUAAUUCCAGCAUCAAUGAUCUAAGAGUUACUGAUAGUCAUUUUUAAAUCAUCAUCUCAUAAAAAGAUAAUUUUCUCGGCAUAGGAUGAUGUUUCAAAUUUAGUCUAUAAUUAAUUGGCUCAAAUUAGCUGCAAGGAGCCAUUGCCGUGGCUCUGUGCAGUCUCAGGAUGUGAAUUAUAAAUUGGCUCUGCUGCUGGCCUCUCAACUGUGUCCUUUUUGGAAGUCUCGGGUUCAAGAAUGCAGUUUGGCUGGGAUGGAACGGUCUCUACUUUGAAAAGGACAGGCUUGUCUUAUCUCUGUUCGUGUUUUUAUUUGCCUAAUGGGUGGCUACCAGCUGCCGGGCUCCUGCAGCAGAUGCCAUCCCCAGGGCUCUUCGGCAGGGGUGUCUGCAGCGCUUGGCCUCGCCCUCGGAGAUUCUGGUCCUUUUUCCUGUGCCCAAGGCAGGCUGGGGCUCAGGGCAGGCCAAGCUCUGGUAGAGUGGACCCGGACUCUGGGUGCUGGUGUAGGAAACACCACCUCGAGGCCCCAGGCCUACUCGGAGGCUUCUUCUUGGUAAGGAUACCCCUGAGGCAUGAGGUCCACCACAGCCUCCGCCCACCCCCAGCUUGCCUCCCUGAGGCUCUCACAGGCGUCGUCCCAUGGGGCUGUGCGCUCUUGUCUGCCCGCAGAGCCCAUCUCUCCACACCUGUUUCUGGGUUGGUGCUCAUCCCAGACCUGAGAGCUGCCUGGAUCUGCCUACCCUGCCUGACCACAGCAGCAUGGGUGCUGGGUGCUUACUUUUGCAGAUUGUCAGGGGUGCACACUUCCUCGUCGUAGAGACCGUCCUUGUCCAAUAGGGUACCUGGGGACAAGGGGGUGAGAGUGGUCACUGCGGGCAGGGCCCAGCCAGCCUCAAGGAGGGCUGCCUCCCUGGGGCAGUAGGGUUAGGCCAGGGCUUCUGUGGGCUGGGCAGCUGAGUGCCCCCCCUCUCCCCAGCAGUGAGGUCUUGGGGGCAGGUCUCUCCGGGAAGCCCAUGGGGUAUCAGGCCUCGGCAGUGCCCCUCCCCUGCCCCAGUCCCCCUCCCCUCCCCCCCAGAGCCCGUGCCCAGCCCCAGCUCACCAAUUGCCCAUGGCUUCUCCUCCCCAGGCCCCAGGCGGCAGGGGUCCUUGUAACGUGUAAACAGGGAGUGCUGCUGCUCCAGCUUGUCGUCUGUGCAGGGAGGGAGGGAGUGCUGAGGAGCUCCGGGUGUCUGGCCUGUCCUGGAGGGCCACCUGCCCCUGGUUCCGGUCUGACCAGAGUCACCAGGUCCCUGUCCCUCAGGUAACUGCCUCUGGGUGGGGUUUGUGUCCCCAGACAGAUGGAUCUGUGGUUCAUCUGUCACUGGGUUUCUGUGUCCUUGAGAAUGCCCCCUUUAACAGCCCUCAGAAUUGUGCCUGGUGGGACUUUCCUGGUGGUCCAGUGGUUAAGACUCCACGCUCCCAAUGCAGGGGGCCCGAGUUCAAUCCCGGAUCAGGGAACUAGAUCCUGCAUGCCACAACUAAAAGCGCCCGUGUGCCACAACUAAAAAAAAGAUCCUGCACGCGGCAACAAAGAUCCCGCGUGCCGCAACUAAGACCCGGCACAGCCAAAUAAAUAAAUGUUUUAAAAAAAAAAAGAAUUGUGCCUGGUACAAAGUAAGAGCUGAAUACAGACUUGGUGAGUAUCAUUAGCUAACCCCAUUAGUCUGGGUUUCAGAGGCUCCCAGCCUUCCCUGCCAGAGGUUC